AUGCGACCUACUGAGUCCAAGUGGUCGUACGGGAUUUUCGCGGGAAGAGAUGCAUCGAGAGGUUUGGGCACUUUUGCCCUGGAUGAUUCAGCGGUGCGGGACACGUAUGACGACUUGUCGGAUUUGACGCUGGAUCAGAUGAACACGGUUAAGGACUGGGAAUAACAGUUUCAGGAUAAAAUUUUUAUACCUCGAUACCAACUGGUUGGUCGUCUGCUGCGACCAGCUGAGGAGCCAACGGACUAUACUCUGGAGGAAGAAGAGGAAGCCAGCCAGAAAUCUGCGGCGGAUAGUCUCGAAAACAAGACUAAAUGAGCCAAUUGCUUCAAGUUGAAGCCUUGGUGACGGGCCAUAAUUGUCAUUUUAUAUGCAAGCACAUGCCAUGAUGCCGAUCUUUUUUGAUUCCAUGCUAAAGUUUAAGUAAUUUUUGGUAUUUUCGCAGGUUUUUUGGUAUUGGGGUCUGGGGUAAAUUAUUUCGUUUGUAAGCAGGUUUCUUGUCAUUCAGUCGUACUCGACGCAUGG
Paramacrobiotus metropolitanus is the source of this 522-nucleotide messenger RNA. RefSeq names its product membrane-associated progesterone receptor component 2-like. The record is from RefSeq and is a predicted model, not a curated record. NCBI's taxonomy places the organism in Eukaryota, Metazoa, Tardigrada, Eutardigrada, Parachela, Macrobiotidae. The transcript has 3 exons. Gene Ontology annotation, cellular component: endomembrane system; membrane.